Dermatophagoides pteronyssinus (European house dust mite) is the source of this 2128-nucleotide messenger RNA. RefSeq names its product inositol hexakisphosphate kinase 1-like. Gene Ontology annotation, molecular function: inositol hexakisphosphate kinase activity. The record is from RefSeq and is a predicted model, not a curated record. Gene Ontology annotation, cellular component: cytoplasm; nucleus. Gene Ontology annotation, biological process: phosphatidylinositol phosphate biosynthetic process; inositol phosphate biosynthetic process. Lineage: Eukaryota; Metazoa; Arthropoda; Arachnida; Sarcoptiformes; Pyroglyphidae.
UUAAUAAUAUUUGUAAUCAAAUCAAAUUGUUGUUGUUGUUGUUGUUGUUCAAUAUUUUUUUCACGUAUCGAAUUUGAUAAUUUUGGCCUGAUCUCUUAUUGGUUUUCCAUACGGAGGUUCACAUCAAUCAAAAAAGAAAUAGAAAAAAAAAGAAAGAACUUAUCAUAUUCAAUAUAGUUUUGUUGUUCAUCAUCUGAUCAUAGGAUUCUCCAUCAUCAUCAUCAUCGUAUAUUAUCACUGGGUAAAGAUUAAUCUACGAAUUUUGUAUGGAAAAAAGAAAAUAGAAAAUGAAGACAAGUCAAAAUGAUGAAAAACAGCAACAAUGUUGUUAUGAAACAACGACAAUAUCCACAUCUAACAAAUCAGCCAUCAAUUGCAAUAAUGAUGAUUCGACUAUUGAAUUAGAACCAUUUAUUCAUCAAGUUGGUGGUCGCAGUACAAUACUUGUAUUAGGCAAAUAUAUCUGUAAACCAAUCAAUGAUCGUGAAUUAUUGUUCUAUGAAAGUAUUGAUAAUUAUGCAUCAACAUUAAAACCCUUUAUACCACAAUAUCAUGGUACAAUAUCGGUAAAUUUUGAAGAAAGUAAUGAUGGCUAUAUGAUUAUUACAACAAAUGCUCGUUUGCUUGAAGUUUCGUUAUCGUCAUCAUCAUCAUCAUUAUUAUCAUCAUCAUCAUCAUCAGAAUUAUCAAGCAAUAAUAUAAAGAAAAACAAUUUAAAUGAAAAAUCAUUAUCAUCCGAUUCUCCUUAUCAAAAAUUUGUGACCAAAUAUCGUAUCAAAUUAGUUCGACCAAUCAAAGAGAUAAUAAUUGAAAGUCAUGAACAACAAGAUUUCGAAUAUAAUCAUCAACAGCAUAUUCUAUCAAAUUUAGAAUCGGCAAAUAAUCAAUUGAAUUCGAUUCUACGGAAUAAAGAAAGUACAAAAAUCAAUGAUUCCAAUUCACCAAAUCAAAGUUCAUCGCCAUCAUCAGCCGGUACAACAACAACAACAGCAGCAGCAGCGGUAACAACAACAACAAAUCUAAAUCGUUCGCGUUCGACAUCGAUUUCAAUACCAAAUUUUGAAGAUGGUAAUUUUAAUGAUUGUAAUGAUCUAUCAACAUUAUUUGAUAAUCAAUUCUUCAUCAAUGAAGUGGGACAAAAUGGUUUUAGCGGUAGCAGUAAUAAUUGUUGUAGCAAUAAACGUAAAAUACAAUCAUCACCCGAUAGAUAUAAACAUUCGAUAGAUGGUCAUCCGAAUCAGAAUUCUCAACAAACAAUGGAUAAUAAUAAUUCAUCGUCAACGAUAGCUAGCUCUCGAUCAAUUAGUUAUACUAAUCUAUCAACAACAAAACAUAAUCCAUGGGUUUUGAAAACUUUUUCCGUACUAAGUGAAUUCAAUGAAUCGAUGAAAGAACAAAAAUUUAUAUUGUUGGAAAAUCUAACAUCUGAUUUUGAAUAUCCAUGCAUAAUGGAUUUGAAAAUGGGCACACGUUUACAUGAUGAUCUUGCAACACAAACAAAAAUCCAAAGUCAUGAAUCCAAAGUUAAUGAAACUACUUCAAGGGCACUUGGUUUACGUGUUACUGGGAUUCAGAUCUAUGAUAAAGAAUUGGAUAAAUUCAUCUGUUAUAAUAAAUAUUAUGGCCGUAAAUUAACACCCGAAACAUUUCGUUCAACAUUGAAAAUGUUUGUUUCAAAUGAAAAUUUUUACAAUCAUCAUAGAUUAUUAGAUAAAAUGAUUGAACGAUUACAAAAACUUCGUACAAUUAUUGUUGGAUUGGAUAGUUUUCGUUUCUAUACAAGUUCAUUAUUAUUGAUUUAUGAAGGAAAUAUAUGCCAAUGUAAUAAUGAUGGUGAUCAUAAUAAUGAUGAUGAUUGUUGUUGUUGUUGUAAUCAAGAUCCCGAUAAACCAAUGUUCGAUGUUCGUCUUAUUGAUUUUGCACAUUCUACACAUGCCAAUCUUUGUUAUAAUAAUGAUAAUAAUACUCAUUUAUCAUCACCAAAUAAAUCAUCAAUGAUUCAACAUCGAGGCUAUGAUGAAGGAUUUGUUUAUGGUCUUGAUAAUCUUAUUAAAAUUUUAUCAUUAUUUCGUAAAGAAUAUAAUAAUGAUGAACAGAAUUUAAAAUGAAUAAAAAAUUAUUAUCAAUU